CGGAACCUUUCCCCCACUUUUGACUUGCUAUCCCAGCAACCCUCUCUCCCCUCCUGGUUCCAUUUCCCUUUCUGUGUUUCUUGCUCUUGAGGUACAUAAUUUGAGAGAGAGAGAGAGAGAGAGAGAGAGUUUUAGAGAGAGAAAGAGAGUUCCAGAGAGCGAGAGAUGGGUAGCGCAGCGAACCUGGAAGAUGUUCCUUCAAACGAUCUGAUGGCAGAGCUUAUGCGCCGCAUGAAAUGUGCGAACAAGCCCUCCAAACGCGUCAUUCUUGUUGGUCCACCUGGAUCCGGAAAGGGUACACAGUCACCUGUCAUCAAGGAUGAAUAUUGCUUGUGCCACUUAGCAACUGGUGAUAUGCUUAGGGCUGCUGUUGUUGCUAAAACUCCUCUGGGCAUUAAAGCUAAAGAAGCCAUGGAUAAGGGAGAACUUGUAUCCGAUGAUUUGGUCGUGGGAAUUAUUGAUGAAGCAAUGAAGAAGCCUUCAUGUCAGAAAGGUUUCAUACUUGAUGGCUUCCCAAGGACUGUAGCUCAAGCAGAAAAGCUCGAUGAGAUGCUUGAGAAGCAGGGGACCAAAAUUGAUAAGGUGCUAAACUUUGAGAUCGAUGAUAAAAUCUUGGAGGAGAGAAUCACUGGUCGAUGGAUCCACCCAUCGAGUGGUCGGACAUACCACUCCAAGUUUGCACCCCCUAAAGUGCUGGGCUUAGAUGAUGUGACAGGAGAACCCUUGAUUCAACGCAAGGAUGAUACUGCUGAAGUUCUUAAAUCAAGGCUGGAAGCUUUCCACCGGCAAACUGAACCUGUUAUCAAUUACUACUCGAAGAAGAAUGUUGUUGCUACGGUACAUGCUGAGAAACCUCCCAAAGAAGUCACUACUGAAGUCGAGAAGGCACUUUCAUCAUAACUAGUGAACAAAUGAGUACCCUGUCUGACUCCUAAAAGUUAAGGCCUGGUCUUGCAAUCCGGCACAUUGUCGGAUCGGUUUUCCUGUUUCUUUUUUCUUGCCUUUUUGUUUUUCUGGCAGAACCCAGGAUUUAAUUGCAUCGAGUAUUCAACCACAGGCACCUGUUCUGUGGGCUCCUUGAGUAUAUCUUUAUUCUCAAACAAAAAUAAAAUUUUUGACAAGAUUUCUUGUGUUCUGGCUUCUGUAAUUUUAAUGCCUUGGAUGACUAGAUGUCAUCCAUGGUCUGUUGAUGUCGUGACAAGAUUUUCCGAAAAUCCCAAUAUAGAGGGACAUUACCAGUAUAUUGU
This is a messenger RNA of Amborella trichopoda, 1247 nucleotides long. RefSeq names its product adenylate kinase 1 (gene ADK1). Lineage: Eukaryota; Viridiplantae; Streptophyta; Magnoliopsida; Amborellales; Amborellaceae. Gene Ontology annotation, biological process: nucleobase-containing compound metabolic process. Gene Ontology annotation, molecular function: AMP kinase activity; ATP binding. The record is from RefSeq and is a predicted model, not a curated record.